AUCAAAAAGUGAUUGGAACAAAAGAAGAUUAAUGACAACAGGAGAAUACAGGGCAUAUCACACAGAACAACAGAGGGAACACCGAAAUCGACUUUUUGAAAAUAAUGAAGAGGAUUUGACUCGCGAAGUUGAAUAUAAGAAUACCGAGAAUGUAGAAAUCAAGGAAGAAAUUAUCGAAGAUGACGAAACUACAGGACAACAAUACAACAAAGAAUAUGAGUCACAAUGGUAUACCGUAGAUAUCAAAGAAACUCAUAAUUCCGAUAUUAGCAGCCAACUGCCGACCCAUCAGGAGCAGAAAAUUCAGGAAUCAGAACAGGAGCCGGAAAGGAAGUUCAAAUGCGAAAAGUGUGCGCGCACCUAUACCUUAAAGCAAAAUUUGAAAUUUCAUCAAAAAUACCAAUGCGGCGACGUCUUGCCACAGUUCAGUUGCAAAUACUGCAACAAGCGAUUUAAACAGAAAAGUCACAUGACUCGUCACAUGCGUUACACGCAUUUAAAACCUAAUUUAAAGUCAUCGAAAACUAGGCAUAAUUGCGACGAAUGUUCUCGAAGUUACGCUUGGCCAGAAAGUUUAUAUUUACAUAAACGUGUAAAACACGCAAAAGUCAAACCACAAUUUACUUGCGAUUUUUGCGGACGUAAAAUAAAUCAAAAACACAACUUGGCAAAACACAUUAUAUCAUGCCACGUGGAUCGCGCGCAUCAGAAGAAAAAACUCAAAGAAGUCGGUAUUAAAGAAUAAAUGCAAAAGAAAAUGUUUACGGGCGUAACAUAAUUCUAAAAAUAAUAUAGUAAUCAUUUAAAACAACAAAAUAUUUUGUGCAUUAAAUACAUUCUGGUAUACCUCAAGGAUCUACUGAAGCUAUCUGAAAUUCAAAAAUGAGCAUUGUUCAAAAUUAUUGAUAAAUUCAGACUAAUAUGUCCAUUGUUAAUUGUAUCCAAUUUGGGAAGGGAACUAAAGAUGAAGUUUAGAAAAAAAUAUUUUGAGUUAAUAUUGUUUAUUUAACAAUACUUCUUUAAAUUUUUAUGUUUUUUCUUUAUCUUUAUGUAAAAGUAACAAUUCUUAUCUUAUCUUUAUAGUGUCGGCCUCAUUAAUUCUUUAAAAGAUUCUCUAAAAAUCUUUUUGGUACGCUUUUAUUUAAAAAUAUUUAUGAAGUUUACCAUUGUUAUUUUUAUAAGCAAAAUUUUUUUAAAUAAAACUUUUCAAAUAAAAGCAUACCAAAAAGAAUAGCUGUCCUCAUGCUCCUGGACAUACAAAAAAGGAGGGCCCAUUAGGGUGGUCCAAAAAUGCAUGGCAAAUUUUUUUGGCAUGCAAGAGGGCAACGAUCCCCCCAUUUUAUUCCAAAUCCGAGACAAGAAAUUCCC
Molecule: messenger RNA, 1368 nt
Organism: Belonocnema kinseyi
Lineage: Eukaryota; Metazoa; Arthropoda; Insecta; Hymenoptera; Cynipidae
Product: zinc finger protein 26-like
Exons: 2
Coding region: 32-745 (237 amino acids)
Cellular component (GO): nucleus
Source: RefSeq, a predicted model, not a curated record